GGAACUCUCACGAGUUUGGUUGUUUCUCAUCGACCGCAUAUGUAGAGGGACAUAUUACACCGGCGUGCAUUCAAGAAAGACACUUUAAUGAGGGCCAGCCCCGUGAACCUAUUGAUUAGCCCUUAUGUUUGUUAUACCGUGUCCGUCCUGACCAUUGACUGUGUGGCGUCUGGACAUAAUGGCAGGACGAGUGUUAACGCGUUAUGUGGGCAAGACUUUACUGUCAGCGCCUGGAGCAAAAGGCAUCGGAGUUAGAGGAACAGCCCGGCUUUACUGGACGGCCACUGCUCGGACUAGUGGAAGAGCUGCAUUCAUCCUGGGGCUCCCUACACUGUCCUGCCUGGGUUAUGAAGUUUACCACAGAUUACAAAGUUCAGCUGUGGUCCACGCUUUACAAAAAGAGGAGGUUUUGGAGCAGGCAGACUACCUGUACAGCUGUGCAGAGACGGAGAAACUCUACCAGAUGCUGCUGCAGUUCAGGAACAGCAAUGACGCAGACUUCCUGUGGCGUCUGGCCCGGGCGUCUCGAGACCUGUCGCUGCUGCCUAACACGGAGGCUUGGCAAAAGAAGCAGCUGACAUUCGAGGCCUUCGAAUAUGCAAAGAAGGCACUGGAGAAAGAUGACAAGUGUUUUGCAGCACACAAAUGGUACGCUGUGUGUCUCAGCGACAUUGGCGAUUACGAGGGAAUCAAGGUGAAAAUUGGGAAUUCAUACAUCAUCAGGGAACAUCUGGAGAGAGCCAUCAAGCUCAAUCCCAAAGAUGCCACUUCCUUACACAUUCUGGGUUACUGGUGCUUUGCUUUUGCUGAGCUGCCCUGGUAUCAACGCAAAGUGGCGGCUGUCAUUUUUGCAUCCCCACCUGUGUCCACAUAUGAGGAGGCUUUGGAAUUCUUCCUGAAAGCUGAGGAAGUUGAUCCAAAUUUCUACAGUAAAAACCUGCUAAUGCUCGGGAAGGCCUACAUGGCCAUGAAAGACAAACAGAAAGCUCUGUACUGGUUAAACAAAGCUAAAGAGUGUCCUGCUCACACGCUGGAAGACAAGGAGGUGCAUAAAGAAGUGUUGGAACUCCUGAAGAAGCUGGGAUGAAUCUGAUGCCCCUGAGCUUUUGGACAGUUUUUAGUUGCUAACAAUGUUUUCUUAUUAUGAUAAUACAGUAGAACUAUGAGUAGCCUUGCACACAGGAAUCACCUGUGCACUGUAGAGAUAAAGUGCAUCCUGCAACUUUUGAUAUUGCAGUAAUAAACAGGAUUUAGAUGAUCACUUAAUGCACAUCAGGCCUAAAUUCCUCUUAAGCUGUGUUUAAGGGGAAAUGUUGCAUAUUGUAACGAACAUUUCAGAUCAUAAGUUGACUGCAUUGUGUUAUUACUAAAGGACAAUUUAGAACGCAAAGCGGUGUGGUCAGUCAAACACAUUCCUUGUGACUCUAGUCCUUUGUCGACAACAGUGAUCUGUUGUCUCCAAAAAAGUAUUAGCAUCAGAUUUUAUGGCUAUCAAAUGUAAUCACAGCUCUUAUUGGGUUUACAGUCAUGCACCAAUUGUCCCAAAAUGAAUUCAUAGCACCUGUAAAGAUGGUCAGAUACAUUUAUUAAAUGCUUUUUUUUCUACAGGUAAGAUCCAAACAAAAUGAAGAUAAAGCCAGAGACACUGAUUUUCCUUAAUCAAACAAAAUAAACAUUGCCAGUGGUUUUGCUGUGAACCCUGAGCUAAAAGGUGUGUAAUCCCUCUGAUAAUCACACAACAAAAAGCAAGCAAGCAUGGUCAUUGAGGGGGUUUAAUCAUUUAUUUUUCUCUUAAAUCCAUCUCUCUUCUUUUAGUGAAAGAUUAAAAAUGAAUCUUCUAUACACGUACUCUCCAGUAAAGGGGCAUUCUGUACAGCACAGGUGUUUAUAGUAUGCAUCUAUAUGCGAUAUGUUACAGUUAGGACAUGUUUCAGAUUGCCUGCACAGGUGUAACCUUCCUGCUUCAUGACUGCACACUGAAGUGAGCCACAGUGUGCAAAAAUCAGCUUUACUCUGACAGAAUACAACAAAGGCGACCUGAAACACCCAAUCAGCUUUUGUUAAGAACCAAGGCAUCACAGAUUUCCAUUAACAGAGCAGCGGCUCUGUGUAAUUAAUUAUAAUAUUUCAGUACUUCAUUUACGCUCAUCUUUAUACAAUGAAUAUUCAUGUACACAGUUGAUUUUCUUUGAUUAUAGGUUUCUGUUCAAAAGGAAGCACAAAGUUCUGCAGUUCUCUUGAUUCGGCUCCUUUUGCUACAAUAAAGGUUUGUCUUCGUGUUGUCGUUCCUCCCUGCAUCUCAGCUGAGUCCUGCUAAAUGCAUCACUGAUGACUACUCACAAGCUCCUCCUAGAAAAGGUCUAACAGCUUUUUGCUGUUUGCAGUGGUCUGGAAAAAAAAACAAUGUUGGAGGAAACAAGGAUUUGCAUUUAGACCACAGGCUGAAAGAAUGGCCUCAGAAGUGACAUUUAAAAAAAAAAAAACAAAAGCAGCAGCUGAGAAAAGAAUUAGCAAGGGGAAAGGGGGAUGCACAAAUCAAAAACAGCAAUGUGAUGUGUCGUCAGAUCUGCUGCUGCCAGUCUUCAAACAGACUGCUGAGGACAUAUGGCCUGUGGCAUGUUAGUUUCUCUUUAAUGGAGUCUGACAACUGUUACUUUAACGUGAAUCAGAUUUAUUUCUGCAAAUAGCCUCAACUUUACUGAUUUCUACAAACUCAAAGUCUGAGACAGACAGAGACUGGACAUAGGCUGGAUAACUGAGCCCGUAUCUUAAGCAAAGGGCUCAGCACUAUGGCUUGAAGAUCAUGUUUGUGUAGCUGAAGUGCAGCCAAACAGCAGGCGCACACUGUUAUGACAGAAUCAUGUUCUAACAAUACUGUAGUGUAGCUAUGAGUGUUAUUCCCCAGAUUAAUACUUUUAAGUGUUUAAGCCUUUCAUUUUUCCUGGCCAGUUUUUACUGCAUGCAGUAUUGGUAUACAUCUGUAUAUGUUGUUUUCAAGUACUUUGAUACCUUUUUUUAAUGCAGCAUUUAGUCCAUGGAACUUUCAGAACAUUUCCUGCCAUUUUGGGAAAUAUGCCAGAGAGCCACAUACAACACUGGCUUACUGUUUACCAUUACCAACCAUUAGUUAAUAGAUGGCAACAGUUGAGCUCCAUUCACAACAGUUGAAUGUAUGGACGUGAUGUUCCUUGGACCUGAUGGCCAAAAAUGAAUUUUUUUCAGUUGUCAAUGAGCUGUGUUUGAUAUUCAUGGGUCAAAUGUCUGUCGGUAUAUUUGUCUAUAACUGAGGAGUUAAAGUAAAUGUGUUUUGCAAGUUAUGAAAUAAGCACCAUCAUGUCUGGUGCUCUAUAAACCAUAGUUUACAGUUCCUUUCAAAGACACAAAAGAGAAUCAGCCCAGCAACAACAGAGCAACUGACUCUGGUUUUUGUCCUUGGAGGCUACUGUAGGUGUCCUGGAGCACAUCCAGUAUCUCUGCCAUAGACCUCAGGAUGGUGAGCCACAGACUCCACCGUCCUCACAAUCACACAAAUAUAUUUUUCUUGAGUCCCCAUUUUCAUUGUGAUAUAAUCCUUUUUCCUAACUCAUGUCUGUGUCCAAACGAGAGGAUCUGAUGAUGCUUCUUUCUCUGGGCUGGUGUCCACACACAUCGUCUGCUGCAGAACUGUCCAUUGUGACCACUGUGCCUUUUUGUAAUGGUAACAACCAGCUCAUCUAGACACAGAACGAUCCAAUCCUUGAGUGUGUGAGUUUAGUAGUCACAGCUCAUCUUCAGAAGCAGCCAUGCAAGCAGCAAAAAUUGCAACAGAAAAACACAAUUCAGGCACAAAACCCCAAUACUCUCUUGCCUUUUAAAACUCUAUAGAACUAGAGCUUUAAAAGAAGAUUGCGCUUCAACUAUAAAAUCCUCUCAACAACUCUAAGUCUCUUUUAAAAAGACAGUCAGCCACUGGGAGGAAAUUUUUAAAAAGUGUCCAUGAUUUCUGUUUUUAAACAGAGCAAAAAGGCUGAAAUGCUUGCAUAUUUCAUGAUGGGGUAUCAUAAAUAUGGAAGGGCUGGAGAACAGGAUUGCGGCAAAAAAAAAAAAAAAUCAUGGUGCAAAUUAGGAUUUGGUUUAAAA
This is a messenger RNA of Monopterus albus (swamp eel), 4119 nucleotides long. RefSeq names its product regulator of microtubule dynamics 1 (gene rmdn1). Gene Ontology annotation, molecular function: microtubule binding. The coding region runs from base 179 to 1087 and encodes 302 amino acids. Lineage: Eukaryota; Metazoa; Chordata; Actinopteri; Synbranchiformes; Synbranchidae. The record is from RefSeq and is a predicted model, not a curated record. The transcript has 11 exons. Gene Ontology annotation, cellular component: mitochondrion; spindle microtubule; mitotic spindle pole.